UCGUCUUCUCCGGUCGAGUUUCUCUCACGUUCCACUCUCUCCCUGAGUCCUGCGUGCCGACGCCAUAUAGCCCAGCGGGCCCACAGGAGACGAGCAUCAGAGACCGAAGAAAGUCAGCGAGCUGGAACCCAGGCGUCCCGUUUGGAAGUGUCCAAGGAGAUCGCCCCAAGUGCGCCAGCCGAGUCUGGGAGAGUUUCCUUCUGGCCGAGAGGGGGAGCCCCGCGUUCCCAGCCGGCAGCGACCCGGAGUCCCGAGCCUCGAGCCCCAGCCGCCAGCUAGCGCCAGUUUUGGCUUCAGCCGAUUAGGAAGAGGAGGGAGGGGGCCGAGAGCGCGUAGAGGGAGGGGACCGGAGCCGGAGGGUCCCGAGUCCAGCUCGCUGUUGACGUAGAGAAACUUUCCCUCUCGGCCACGGAAACGGCGCCCCGGCUGCGCCGGAGCGGAGAUCUCCAGGCUCCGAGGACGCGGCGGCUCUCCAUGCCCCUGCCCGGAGCCUGACCCGACUGCAUCAGUCACUAAGUUAUGUGUAAUUUCAUCUGAUAUACACAAGAGAGAAAGUAAUUGAAGGCAAGUUCAGAUGGGAACUGUAUAAUUGAAAGUCAAGUGUCUGCAUAUUCCUUCAACUAUAUUUGAACAUACCUACCCAGGAUAUAAAGUGUGACUGAACUGAACAUCUAUUUGGUUGUUCCUCAUCAUGAACCGUGCUUUUAGCAGGAAGAAAGACAAAACAUGGAUGCAUACGCCAGAGGCUUUAUCAAAACAUUACAUUCCUUAUAAUGCAAAGUUUCUUGGCAGCACAGAAGUGGAGCAGCCCAAAGGAACAGAAGUUGUGAGAGAUGCUGUAAGGAAGCUAAAGUUUGCAAGACAUAUCAAGAAAUCUGAAGGCCAGAAAAUUCCGAAAGUUGAGUUGCAAAUAUCAAUUUAUGGAGUAAAAAUUCUAGAACCCAAAUCAAAGGAAGUUCAACACAAUUGCCAGCUUCACAGAAUAUCAUUUUGUGCAGAUGAUAAAACUGACAAGAGGAUAUUCACUUUCAUAUGCAAAGAUUCUGAGUCAAAUAAACAUUUGUGCUAUGUAUUUGACAGUGAAAAGUGUGCUGAAGAGAUAACUUUAACAAUUGGCCAAGCAUUUGACCUGGCGUACAGGAAAUUUCUAGAAUCUGGAGGAAAAGAUGUUGAAACAAGAAAACAGAUUGCAGUGUUACAGAAAAGAAUUCAAGACUUAGAAACAGAAAAUAUGGAACUUAAAAACAAAGUACAGGAUUUGGAAAACCAGUUGAGAAUAACCCAAGUAUCAACAUCUCCACUGCUGCACAAAAUGUCUGAUCAUGAGCAACACGGGUUUCAGAGAUGCUCACCUUCUUUCUGGCAUAGAACUGAUGAUUCAUCUCCCUGUCUAAAUAUUUCUUCCAUUACUGUCACUCCCGUCAACUCGCCUGAUUCCAGACUAUCAUUGAGACUGUUAAUACCACCACCUUCUAAAUGUGGCCUUUCCAAGCCAAUCAGUGAGAGCAGCAUCCCAAGACCUCAUGCAGGCAAUGUGACACCUAAGUGUCCCUCCACUGACAUCUUUGAUAUGAUUCCAUUUUCUCCAAUUUCACACCAGUCUUCAAUACCUACUCGCAAUGGCACGCAGCCACCUCCAGUCCCUAGUAGAUCUACCGAGAUUAAACGGGACCUGUUUGGAGCAGAACCUUUUGACCCAUUUAACUGUGGAGCAGGGGAUUUCCCUCCAGAUAUUCAAUCAAAAUUAGAUGAGAUGCAGGAGGGGUUCAAAAUGGGACUAACUCUUGAAGGCACAGUAUUUUGUCUCGACCCAUUAGACAGCAGGUGCUGAUGUCAAGAACAAGAGGUCUUGAAUCUGUUAAAUUUGUUUUGUAUACAUAUCUAUUAUUCAUUAUUACUUGUGACAGGUAUUAUACAUGUACCAAUAUAUUUUUGAACCUCAUAACUUUCUGAAAAUUAUUUCUGUAAAAUUUCCUCAUACUUUCACUGUUGUACUGUAGCAUUUUGUUUUAAAAACAACUCACUGUAAAGUAAAUCAUACUUUUAUGUUCCUUUCUGUUUGUUUGUAGAAGAAUUUAUAACUGAAAGACAAAUUAUCCAAAUAUCUGCCUGUGUCUGAGCUCUAAAUAAUUAGCUUCUUCAAAUUUAAGUUCAUUCUCUAGGAUGCUAGUUUAUUACUGAUUUCCCAAAAGCCGUACCUUAAAGAUACCUUUCAGAGUCCUCAAGAGAUACACCAAUGCCAAACUAAAUAUGUUCUAUAUUCAAACCAAUAAACAUGUUACCAUUCAUUAGACAGAUGUCAUUUUAUGUAUGAAAUGUUGUUCAUAUUAUUGGGAAAAUGUAAACUUUGAAUAUAAUACCACCAGAUCCUUUUUAGCAGGUAAAAUAACAAAAACAUAAAUUCCAAUAAUAAUUAAACUAAAUGUAUUUAGAGUACUUAUUAGUAAAAUCAAGGUAAUCAUGUUAGUUAUUAUUAUCAGCUACACUCCAAAUAUUUUAUUUAUUUCAUACAUAAAGAUUGUGGAAAAAAUGAAAAUUUGCUAUUUACAAAACACUUAAAAUAAAAUUUAAUUUCUAAUGAGGUAAGUUACAUUACUAAACAUCAUAUGAUCUGAAGUUUCUGGAAAAAACAUUUGGAAUAUGUGCUGUCUAUAGUUGCAGUAUCUAUUACCCAUAUAUACUUUACCAAAUAUAUUUUUUCUGAACUGAAUAAGACUAUCCUUCUUAUAUUUUCUCCUUUGAUAAAGAUAUUUUCUCACCAAAGUUUAUUUUGUGAUGACCCAUUAGUUUUGAUACUGUUAAAAAUCUAUGGCACCUGUUCUUUAUGAAUUAUCAAUAUUAUUUAGCAAAUUUAAUUUGUAUCUGUUUUGUUAAAGUCAGAAUCUCAUUUUUCACAAAAAUGAAAUUGCUGCUCAGUUUAGUCUUUAACAUGAACAAUAACAUUUUCUUGCAGCUGAUUCUUUUUUUUUUUUUUAAUCCUAAUCGAAACCACUUUUUAAAAAAAAUUAAUUAAUUGAUUUUAUUUUUUUAUUUUUGGCUGUGUUGGGGCUUCGUUUCUGUGCGAGGGCUUUCUCUAGUUGCGUCAAGGGGGGGCCACUCUUCAUCGCGGUGCGCGGGCCUCUCACUAUCGCGGCCUCUCUUGUUGCGGAGCACAGGCUCCAGACGCGCAGGCUCAGUAGUUGUGGCUCACGGGCCUAGUUGCUCCGCGGCAUGUGGGACCUUCCCAGACCAGGGCUCGAACCCGUGUCCCCUGCAUUGGCAGGCAGAUUCUCAACCACUGCGCCACCAGGGAAGCCCGCAGCUGAUUCUUGAUGUGCUGAUGAACUCUGACUUUUAAAAAUGUUUUUUUCUCACACCUUUGCCCAUUAUGUAACAGACUGUAAUUUGUACUGAGUGCAGCAAAAUUUAUGGUCAAAUUUAUAAAUUUGGUUCAUCACAUUAUAAGAAAAAAAAUUAAAUUAAUGAAAAUAUGAGCUUAGAUUGAGGGUAGAUCUCAAAAAUGUUUCUUUUCCUUUAGUCAUGGGAAUUUUCUUCACGUGCUAAAGGUACAUUUUCACAAGGAACAGAAAUCAAAUAGGCUUAUGCAAUAUUAUAUUUGUAUGUAUCCCCAUAAUGUUCUGUGGUGUAUAUAAGCCUUCUUGUUUGCUUUCUGUUAUCUGCUAAGUUGUACCUUAAUUAGAGGGUAGUGUAUGUUUCAUAAAGAAGAGUCUUUAUAAUUUUGUUUGUCAUAUAGUAUUUUGGAAUUUGUAUAAUGAGGAUGUUUAGAAGCCAUAUUAAUGGCUUUUUUUAACAGAUAGAAUUUGUAUUUUUAUUGUACUUUAAAAAGCUUUAUGUAACAGGUAUAUAUUUAGUGGCGAUUUAUUAUCAAUGGUAACACAAUAGAGUAGUUUGCACAUUUAAAAUAUGUUACUGUACCAAUUUUUAAUGGUAAUCAAUUCUGCUACUG
This is a messenger RNA of Balaenoptera ricei (Rice's whale), 3946 nucleotides long. RefSeq names its product GULP PTB domain containing engulfment adaptor 1 (gene GULP1). The record is from RefSeq and is a predicted model, not a curated record. NCBI's taxonomy places the organism in Eukaryota, Metazoa, Chordata, Mammalia, Artiodactyla, Balaenopteridae. The coding region runs from base 692 to 1831 and encodes 379 amino acids. The transcript is spliced from 13 exons.